Messenger RNA from Colletotrichum higginsianum IMI 349063, 507 nucleotides. RefSeq lists its product as uncharacterized. The record is from RefSeq and is a predicted model, not a curated record. Bases 1 to 507 code for a protein of 168 amino acids. The transcript has 2 exons. Lineage: Eukaryota; Fungi; Ascomycota; Sordariomycetes; Glomerellales; Glomerellaceae.
AUGUUCAUCGACGAGGUCGAUCAACAGGGUAACAUUGUUUUUGACGGCUACGAGGAGGUCGAGCAUCGCCGGAAGAGCCGCAACGCCGAACCACAGGAUGAGGAUCAGUCCGACAGCCCUCGGGCAAUUUCCCCAAGGAGCAAGCGACGCUUCAGAUCGUCGCUUAAGCAAUUCAGGCUUCCCGACACCAUUACAAAGCCUAUGCCUCCGACCCCGGUCACAGAAGACCAGCUUCGGCUGAUAAACCCAUACGAGCUCGCGCCUUGCCGGAGUUAUUUCUGGGAGGAUCCCCGGAGCAGGAGCCCCUCCACUCGUCCGCUCACUGGCCGAGAGCGACGAUCAGUGGCUUUCGAGAACGCGAAGAGUCGCCGGAUUCACAAGUCUGAGGUAAGGCGGCAGCGCGAGGUUGCAGCGGCAGGCGAUGAAGCCACGCAACGGUCUGCAGGAACAUCUGCACUUGCGAACCGGCUGGGUGAUAUGCUGAUUUCGACCCGCCAACUGAGAUAA